AUGUCCGAAACAAAGAAGAAGGGACUUUUGAGUGGUCUGAUGCGCAGGAUUAGUAACGCACAGGGGAGCGGUAAGCUGGUGAAGGAUCCGCCAUCGAGACGGGCAAGCGAGGGCGACAUACCCGUACGAAGACAUCGGUCUGAUAGACCCGAUGUUAUUAAUUCUCGUAGGCGGCCGCGUCGUCCGGAUCCACGUGAUUCAAAAGGUAAAGGUAGGGAGCAGCCAAACGGCCACAGGUACGAACCGGCACCCUUGUCAGAAUGGCCCCCAUCCGGUAUCUCUAGGGAGGAUCAACUCACCCUCGGCCACGCAAUGGAGCUCAUCUCAAGAGGUGUUCCAGCGCACAAGGGGCAUAAACGGCCUAUCCCUCAUGCGUCAGAUCAUUACUUCGGUCUAUACACGACGACAGCUGGUAACCACGGUGAUGACAACGAUACCGUUAACCAGCAUGAUGCCAUGACCCAACUCACAACCCUCAGCAUACAAGGCUUCGGUCAACCUAAAUAUCCAUGGGAGACUCUUGAACAGCCAAGUCUGGCUUUUGGAUUCGGAAGACGGCCGGGUACUAUCACCCUAAAUCAUUGGGCAAAUAUAUUUAGCGCAAUCCCACCACCGAUCGGGCUUCGUGACCCUGGAGUUGUGCCGAGAGAAGUUGAUUUAGCUUCCAUAUUCGAACGAUUACAGGAUUUAGAGGCUGGAUUAGAAGAUGCGAAUGACGAAGUCUUAUAUCGUCUGUAUAAACGAUUUCUUAAAGACCCCGAUAAGCUCUUCAGCCCGCAUAAGACGAUGGAGAAGCAGAUUACGGAUUUGGUUAUGUGCCUUUCGAGCCCAGAUUGGAUUGAUUUCUCGAAUCCGAAGAAUCAGGUUGUCACAAAGUUUAUUUAUGACACGGGCCCCGAGAACCAGCAACAAUAUCAUAAAUUCUUCUACCAGUUACUCUUGAGCCUUGAACUAGAACUACGGAUCAAUUCGAAAAAGCAUCAGGAUCCGGCCAAGGAGAGACUUGUGGCGCAGAUACCACCGAGAAUCCAGUGGAAUUUGGCUCUCGCUAGGCGAUGGAGGGAUUUUGUGCGUAUCGAGGAUUACGGCGAGGAGCCAGAUCAGAUCAAACUACGGUUCAAGAUGAGAAGGAGACAGGUCAGCAUGUUAAAAAGAUUUGCUCAGAUGAUGAAAUGGCCGAACCUCGCCGACACGAUAAGCGAGCUCAAGCAGAGAGAUACUGAGGGGUCGUUGAUGAUCGUCAGUUCGCAUGCGAUGGCCUUCUUCAGCGGUCUAGUCUUACCAGGACCCACAUUCCCUUUUCUCAUUAUGAACUCUUUGAUCGAUAUCGACCCCGAUAAGGCGACUGACAAUCUUGCUUUGCUUACGCACCUUCAUCCCCACUGUGGCUUCCAGUACCGCAAUAGUUAUACUUACUGGAGAUCGGCCUGUAUCGUUGGCAAGGUACUAGCGCCGACAUGCCACGAGGUUGCUGGAUGGGUUGGUCCAGCUAGACCGACAAAAGACUUGGGACGCUCUCAGAUUGCCCGGAUUCGCUCGAAAAAGCCCCGACAGAAUAUUCUAACGCCAGAGGACGUAACUUCUAUGAGUGAUAGAUCGGACCCUUUGGGACCACGGUCUGAAAUUUACCCUGCUGGGGAUUACGAGUUGUUAAGACCUGACACGGAUGAUAUAGUCGAUACGGUCUUACUUGAGCAGGUUAUUCUCAAGGAAGCUACCGAUAAGCAGGAUUCGGGCCCUCAAUGGUUCGACGCGUCGAUACAGUUCGCUAUUGAUGGCGUGUCUUGGCCACUUCACCUUACGUUUGAUGUGUCGUUCAUCAAUGCUUGGCCGUGCUCCGACGGACCUCACCCUCUGUUCUUUGAUUAUGUCUAUACUCCCCGCAAAGUUGACGAGCUCGUAGAUAUCUUAGACUGGGGUAAACCUAAUUGUAGGGAAAGAAGUUUCCGUUCAACGCCAGCUGGCGGAAGCAAGCCGCCGGAAUUUGAACCCAUCGUGGGAGGGGACGACGCGGAGAGAGUCCUAGUGGUUGAGGCGUUCGGCGGCAGUGACAAUGAAGUCUUGGCGCGGGCGUGGUGCUCUCACUGGGGACUCAGCGCAGUAGUGGCGGAUAUUACCAAGACUUGCAUGGCGUGCGCUAUCCGCGAAGCUUACGCAGCAACCUUGACGGUUGUAAUUCUUGUUGAGGAUCAGCCGGGGGAUGCAGAAUAA
Molecule: messenger RNA, 2211 nt
Organism: Daldinia childiae
Lineage: Eukaryota; Fungi; Ascomycota; Sordariomycetes; Xylariales; Hypoxylaceae
Exons: 4
Coding region: 1-2211 (736 amino acids)
Source: RefSeq, a predicted model, not a curated record